CCGCGCUGAUGUUGGUUUAGGUGAAAUUCACGUUAACUGACUCAAAGAAAAUGAGUCUUUAUUUUUGCGCCGUUACAAAUAAGAAGAACAUCCUGUGCAAACAAGCUAUCGCAAACAGGGACUGCUCCAAUAUUGUUGAGGCCUUUCUGCACAGAAAUACUCCUGAAGGGCACCUCUUCUAUGCUGAAAAUGGGUAUGUUGAAAUGUGGCAUAAUAUAAUUCGCCUAUUAGACUUGGCGUUCAUACAUUAACAGUAUCGGAAAUUUCGUUCGUCGCCGUGACAGACAUAAAUACUCCCCGACAUCAGCCUCAUCAGUUUAUUGUCGAUCUUGCUAGAACCUUCGCCAGCAAAUCCAAAUUAGUCGAAAAAGCGAAAGAUGGACAGGAAGGUUCGCUACAGCAUUCUUUCGGCAAUGUCCUGAAGGAUAAGAUGGCCCAUUUUGACCAGUUCAAGUCAAACAUACCCAUGACUACGCUACAGGCUAAUGUCGAAGGUGUGACGAACGUUUUGCGUGACAAUCUCGAGCAGAUCAUGAAACGCGGUCAGCUGGCUGGUGAACUAGCAGAAAAAACGGAGGAACUUGAGGGCAGUGCUCAAAUGUUCAAGCAAAUCAGCAAGAAGGUCGAAAGCCAUGAGCGAUCCAAACAUCGAAGACUGAAGUUCAUUAUGAUUGGUGUUGGACUCGCUAUCCUGCUUGUCAUAAUUCUCAUCAUUUUAUGGCAAACCGGCGUAUUCAAAAGCCAUUAGUCCAUUCUAAACCUCACUAUUCACUCCGUUGCCUCGGCGAUUGUCAAUUGGCAUCUAUUGUGCAAGGUGUGGAUAACACAUUCCAAAUUACUUCACCACAGGCUGGACACUGAGAUACUAGGAGCCUGUUUGCUCAUCAACCGGUUUCAUCUACACUAUUUUACUCUUGUAUGUUCUCAGUCGCCCAGAAUCAGUCGUGUUUCAUCAGGUUAGUGUCCCGACCAUGGUCCUAACCUUCCCCGGACUCUUUCAUUUCCGAAUUGUCUUGUCUGAGCUAAGACAACAACAUAGAGUUUACUUGAUAUUUUCAUCAGAUGCUUUGUUCCUCUGCACCAGUUUGAAAGUUGACUUGUUUGGAUCGCAGACGCAAAAUUGCCCCACCCCUUCCCAUUCAGUCUAACGUGAAAGUUGAUUGGAACCGCAGACGAAAAUUGCCCCACCCCUUCCCAUUCAGUCUAACGAAACUACAACGUGCCGUUUUGUAUCUUGCUAUGUUAUCCGUAUGCUUGUCGAGUUAACCUUGUCCAUAUAAGUUCUCGGCAAUUUUAUAUUCGAAGCGUUUUGUCAUUUGUUUUCCAUCAAUGUUCUGUGUUUCCUUCAGCGCACAAUACCGCAUGCUUUCCGAACAAUAUUAGCUAUUGAAGAAGAAUGUGUGUGCUAUCCUCCGUUAGAAUCAAUAUCGAAGCAAUUUCAACUGUUGAACAAACCAUCAUAUAAACUUUGCUUUCACGUGGAUGCCAUUUCGUCGCAUACUUUCCUGUCAU
Messenger RNA from Opisthorchis viverrini, 1512 nucleotides. RefSeq lists its product as hypothetical. Bases 431 to 748 code for a protein of 105 amino acids. The record is from RefSeq and is a predicted model, not a curated record. Gene Ontology annotation, biological process: vesicle fusion; vesicle-mediated transport. The transcript is spliced from 4 exons. Gene Ontology annotation, cellular component: SNARE complex; plasma membrane. Gene Ontology annotation, molecular function: SNAP receptor activity; syntaxin binding. Lineage: Eukaryota; Metazoa; Platyhelminthes; Trematoda; Opisthorchiida; Opisthorchiidae.